This is a messenger RNA of Branchiostoma floridae (Florida lancelet), 1126 nucleotides long. RefSeq lists its product as uncharacterized. Lineage: Eukaryota; Metazoa; Chordata; Leptocardii; Amphioxiformes; Branchiostomatidae. Gene Ontology annotation, cellular component: extracellular region. The record is from RefSeq and is a predicted model, not a curated record. The transcript is spliced from 4 exons. Bases 31 to 549 code for a protein of 172 amino acids. Gene Ontology annotation, molecular function: hormone activity.
UCAGGUCACGUGGUCACGCGCACGAUAUAAAUGGAAAAGUUGUCCGAGUAUCGAUCAGUCGGCGCCGUGACACCUCAGCCUGACAUCCAGCCGGACCCAGCGGACCCAGACCCGACUCCAGCGUACCAGGCAAGCCGAGAGGACAGCAGGUGCAACAUGAUGACUACAGAGGUGGGAAGGUUUCUUCUCUGCGCAUGCGUGACCUUUUCAGUUCUCCUGACCACCUGCACAGCAGCCCCCACAGCAAGGGGCGAGCUGCCCGAGGCCAGCCUCCGUCUGUCUGAAGAAGACGUGGGGCGCGUGGUGAGCGCCAUGGCCCGGGAGGUGCUGCAGAUCGUGAACGAGAACGUCGACAAACUUGCGCAGCCUAACGAGUUUGGCUACGGUUUGGACGGCCUACCCCAGGGGCCUGUCUACAAACGCGGGAAGAUAGCCUGUAAGACCGCAUGGUGUAUGAACAAUCGCCUGUCGCACAACCUGAGCAGUCUGGACAACCCUACCGACACCGGUGUCGGUGCACCAGGGCGCAAGCGCAGAGAUACGUCAUAGGUCAAAGGGGAGAAAACCCUCGCUCACAGGCUAGCUCGUGUGAAAAUAAAAAAAAUUCAAAGCUUUCAUCUUCUUCUUGAGGUUUCCUCAACGGCUAAAUUGGCAAAGUGACCCUUUGUAAAGAAGGCAUAUUUAUCUAUGGGAACAUGACUCAAGUGAAAACGUCCAACUGCGGCAUAUCGGAAAAAGAUCGCUUGUAAUCGGUCACAAAUUCCUACAAAUCAUAUCUUGUCCUUCAAACGUGUUGGUACUCUUCGUGUAGUAUGAGCAAAUCUAAAAGUUGAUGAUAUAGUUAUGUUAUACAUUCUAUGGCCUGAUCUUCGCAGAUAGAUUCGAUUCAUGUUGGCCUACAUGUAUGCCCAAAUCAAUCAAUGACAGUAUUCUUGCUAUAAGCGUUUGCCUAACAUUUGAAUAAGAAAACUAUCGUCCACUCAGAAUUGUCGUAACUAAAGAAAGAAAUCCUGACUGAGGUUGUAAAUAUGGUCACAGAUGCAUGUACCAUCUAUGUUAAGGAUCUUAUUGGAAAAAAAAGCAAUGGUAGUAGCUUUGAAUAAAAAUUAUGCUUAUGAAAUGAAAA